CCCCGCCCUCUUUCAGACCGUUUGCGUUACAAAUAAAUGAGAGGAGACGAGCCGAGGGCCAGAUGCUGCGCUUACUCCUAUACAAUUGCAGUCGCGGUGAUCUCAGCACCAGCACCAGUCGACAUUUGCUGCAGCAAUUACCACUGCCAAGAAUAGGAGGACCCUCCCAAACGGGGACAAGCCGCCUACAAAAUGCCACCCGCCUGAUAAGACAGCACAUGACCACAAGCCGACCACCACCCCCGCCAGCGAAUCCAGCACCCGCAAAUGCCAGCCGCUUGUUACAGACCUGCCGAGCGCUCUUUUGGGCAGGAGGCAGUUUAACCAUUGGCAUGGGUCUGCGCAACUGGACGGCUCAUUGUGAGGGCAAUCGUCUGGCUGGCUAUAAUCACAGCAAAUCAGAUGCGGCAAAUGAUACUGAAGUAGAGCAAAAGUUUGACUGGCAACGACUUUGGGGCUAUCUGGAACCGCAUCUGUGGGAGCUCAUUGGCGCCGUAUUUGCAGCUCUAAUUGUGGCCUAUAUCAAUAUACGCAUUCCCAAUAUGCUUGGCGAUCUAGUCAAUAUGUUGGCUCGUUAUGCCAACACAUUUGUGACGAACAAUUCCUUUGUUAAGGAUGUAAGCAAACCGGCCAGCAAUUUACUAAGCCUGUAUAUGUUACAAUCAGGUUUUACCUUCAUGUACAUUUAUCUGCUCAGUCGCAUUGGCGAACAGAUGGCGGCCAAGAUGCGGCAGGAUCUGUUUAAGCAGAUUGUCCUACAGGAUAUUGCCUUCUUCGAUGAGAAUCGAACUGGGGAGCUGGUCAACCGACUGACCGCUGAUGUUCAGGAUUUUAAGACAUCGUUCAAACAGUUUGUGGCUCAGGGAUUGAGAAGUACAGCCCAAUUGCUGGGUGGCAGUAUAUCCCUCUUUAUGAUCUCACCCCACAUGGCGGCCAUUGCCCUGGCCAGUGUACCAUGUGUGGUGAUGUUCAUGUCGUAUCUUGGACGCAAGCUGCGCGCUUUAAGUAAAAGUUCCCAGGCCCAAGCGGAAAGGGCCACCGGAGUAUGUGAGGAGGCCUUAUCGAAUAUUCGAACUGUUCGCUCCAGUGCUUGUGAGUAUCGGGAGAUGCAAUUGUUCGAAGCGGAGACAAAUGAAGCAGCCCGUUUGGCACAGGACUUGGGGUAUGGCAUAGCCAUCUUCCAGGGUCUAACGAAUUUCUUCCUGAACACUUUGGUUUUGUCCACCUUGUUCAUGGGUGGCCAUUUAAUGUCUACCGAGAGUCUGACGCCAGGAUCAUUGAUGGCGUUUUUGGUUGCUUCGCAAGGUGUACAAAGAUCACUAUCCCAGGGAUCCAUAUUGCUGGGUACCAUGAUUCGGGGCAUGACAGCGGGAAGUCGUGUUUUCGAAUUCCUUUCACUGCAGCCUCAAGUGGAGCUGUUGCGCGGCUAUAUUAUUCCCCAGGAGAGAUUGCAUGGCGAAAUAAGAUUUGAGAAUGUCUCCUUUGCGUAUCCUAUGAGGCCGGACCAGAUGGUGUUGAAGGACUUCAGUCUAACGUUGCGCCCUGGCCAAACCGUGGCUUUGGUGGGCGCCAGCGGAUCAGGCAAAUCGACAAUAGCGUCCCUGGUGGAACGCUUCUAUGAGCCUUCGGGAGGAAAUAUCAAACUGGAUGGUUAUAAGCUCUCUGACAUUUCGCCCUAUUGGCUGCGGUCACAUGUCCUCGGUUUCAUUGAGCAACAGCCUGUACUGUUUGGCACCACAAUAUUGGAGAAUAUACGGUAUGGUCGGCCUGAUGCCACAGUCGAGGAUGUCCAUGAUGCCUCAAAAUUGUCGCAAUCGCAUGAUUUUGUCGAGGCUUUGCCCGAGGGUUAUGGCACUCAUGUGGGCGAGCGCGGAACUCAAUUGAGUGGUGGACAACGUCAACGCAUCGCCAUUGCCCGGGCACUACUUAAGAAUCCUAGGAUUCUGAUAUUAGACGAGGCUACCAGUGCUCUAGACGCAACCAGUGAAUCGGAAGUGCAGAAGGCUCUUGAUAAGGCUGUGCAGAAUCGUACUACUUUGGUGAUAGCGCAUCGCCUAUCCACCAUACGUAAGGCGGAUCUUAUUGUGGUUUUAGAUCAGGGGCGCAUUGUGGAGACGGGGAAACAUGAGGAACUAAUGGCCAAACGUGGCCUGUACUAUGAGUUAGUGCGUCAGCAGGAACGACGCGAUAUCCAGGAACACGUUCAAGCCGUGGAGGAGGCAGCAGCGACGAAAAGCGCUACUCAUUCAAGCCUGCCACAAGGCUAACAAAUAGAUAAUUAAUAGAAAAUAUUUUCUUUUCCUUUCCUUACUCUCCUAGUCAACCUCUUUCUAUGCAAACCCAUUGUACAAUUAAUUUAUACAAUCGAAAUUUUUUAUUUUUUCCCUUAAUUAUUUCAUUCCUCUUCUAUUUUAUCAAAACGAAAAUAGGGAAAUUUGGCUACUCCUUUUUGGUUACUCCU
This is a messenger RNA of Drosophila willistoni, 2461 nucleotides long. Its product is annotated as mitochondrial potassium channel ATP-binding subunit. Lineage: Eukaryota; Metazoa; Arthropoda; Insecta; Diptera; Drosophilidae. Gene Ontology annotation, molecular function: ATP hydrolysis activity; ABC-type oligopeptide transporter activity; ATP binding. The transcript is spliced from 5 exons. Gene Ontology annotation, cellular component: membrane. Gene Ontology annotation, biological process: transmembrane transport. The coding region runs from base 63 to 2267 and encodes 734 amino acids. The record is from RefSeq and is a predicted model, not a curated record.